AUGCAGUGGGGUGAAUUAAGACGUCAGGCGCGGACAAUCGAAAGCGAAUUGGACGUAAAACUAACAGCGUUGUCCAAAGUGGGCAGUUCCUUUAUCGGCGGCAGCGUGAAUGCACAUCAUUCUCAGACAUCGCAAUCGUCAAUCAAUUCAGAUUAUGGUGAUCUUUGUAAGGAUAUCGAGGAUCUACUCCAACAAUUGACGCAGGUCAAUGACAAAAUGAGCGAUGUGGUUUCCAGCAUCGAUCAAGGAAACAUUAGCCAACAGCACACCGCAAAACGACACCGCGAAAUCCUCUUCGACUACAUGCAGGAUUUUAGGCGCAUGCGAGCGAACUACACGAGCGCGCGAAAUCGUGAAGAACUGCUCACAUCGACGCACCGCAUUCAGAACGCCGGCACGAGUGACAAACCGCCUGACGCGACACGCCUGCUGCUGGAAGAACAACAGAGCCUCUUGCACACAGACAAGAUGCUCCUCGACCGCUUGGCAGCCGCCUCUGCUAUUCGCUCGGCCCUGCGCUCACAGCACCACAUUCUCAAGACAACCACGGGCAACCUGUUGAAUCUGCGCGCGCGAUUUCCCAUUGUCAACAAAGUGCUUAGUCACAUCUCCUGGCGAAAGAAGCGCGACACCGUUAUCAUCGGCUCAGUGAUUGGUUGUUGUUUCUUGUUCCUCCUGAUUUACCUCUUCCACUGA
Messenger RNA from Mesocestoides corti, 696 nucleotides. NCBI's taxonomy places the organism in Eukaryota, Metazoa, Platyhelminthes, Cestoda, Cyclophyllidea, Mesocestoididae. The record is from the annotation of a GenBank genome assembly.